UGCAAAUGUUUUCCAAUUUUAAUAACUUCCAGUUCAGAACUGUAACUUCAACGAAGACAUCCUAUCAUGUCGUGUGUGUUGAUGUUAAUUGUAAAUGGGCCCUUCGUGCUGUACGUGUAUAUGGUGCAAGUUUAUUCCAAAUUAGAAGGCAAUCAUAGACAUGCAACAUCUACCCUUCUAGCAGGCUUGGUUGCACAUCGUUAUGCAGAUGCUUCGACAAAGUUGUACCAACCUAUUGACCUUAUGGACGACAUGAGGAGGGAAUAUGGGAUAACUAUGUCUUAUAAGAAGGCUUUGGUAGUUAAAAGAAAAGCGAUGAGCAAACUCUAUGGUUCAGAUGAUGAAUCGUACCACUUGUUGCCUGCGAUGUUCUAUAUGCUUGAGAAAAAUAACCCGGGUGACAUGUGCAUCAUCUCAGACCGUCAUGAUGGUAUCUUGUUUGCAGUAGAUAAGGUGUUUCCUUCCAUUCCUCAUUGCUAUUUUACUGAACAUAUAUUGCGCAAUCUGAAAGGGAAAUUUAAGGGCAAAUCAAAAUCAAUUGAGUGGAAGUUCAGAGCUGCUUCUCGGGCUGCUACUGUUGAAGAGUGUGAGGAGUAUCUUUUAAUGUUGGAUGAGGAUGAUCCACAUAUACGGGUAUACCUUGAUAAGAUUGGAGUUGCAAAGCGGUCUCGAUCAAAAUUGGUUGAAUUUCUUUGUGGUAGGGUGCAACGAUGGUUCCAUGAAAGGGCUGAGAUUGCUAGUUCCACACGUACUCUUCUUCCAAUGAAGCGCGAGAAUGAACUGAUUCAAUUGCAACGUGAUGCAUUUCGGAUGAAGGUCAAUGCCUCCUGUUCAUAUGAGUUUGAGGUUACUGAUAAUGAUUCUCGAUCAUUCAUUGUCAACCUAAAGGAAAAGACUUGCACGUGCUGCGAGUUCCAACUUGAUAAAUUUGUAUGUGUGCAUGCUGUUGAAACGAUUGGUAAACCCCUUGGGUUAUCCUGCUACAAAUUUAUUUCCACCUUUUACGAAUUGGAAGCAUUGGUGUGCACAUAUGCUGGAAUUGUUCAUCCUGUUAGUGAUGUGUCUGGAUGGGUGAUUCCUCAAGAGAUUCUAUCAAGGAAAUGUGAUCCUCCAUCCUGCAACAAGAAAGGUAUUUUCCUUUGGGUUGAAGUCUUGGAGUGCGGUAUCUCCGAGCAAGUGUUGUUGAGGCUCGUGGGGCUCGAGUUCUCAGGUUGUAACGGUUUGUUAAGCACCCGAAUUGGAGAAGGUCAAUCAACCUCUAGGCCACCGCUUUUUGAUGGCACCAACUACACAUAUUGGAAAGAGCGGAUGAGAAUUUAUAUCCGCUCAACCAACUUCCAGUUGUGGUUGGUCAUCAAAAACGGCGAAGAAACGCCAAUGAAGAAGGUCGAUGAAAAACUCGUCCCAAAGACCGAAGACGAAUUUGAUGCCGAAGACAUCAAAAAAGUGGAGAGCUACGCUAAGGCAAUCAACAUGUUGUACUGUGCGGUCAAUCCUGAUGAUUAUCGCAAGAUCUCUUGCUGCACCACGGCAAAAGAAAUGUGGGACAAGCUGGAAGUCACAUAUGAAGGUACGGACCAAGUUCGGGAAGCCAAAAUUGACUUCCUAACGCAGGAGUACGAGAUGUUCAGGAUGAAGGAGCACGAGAAGAUUGACGAUAUGUUCGACCGUUUCUCCAAGAUAGUCAACGAUCUUCAUGCAUUAAAGAAGACGUACACCGACAGGGAUCUUGUGCGAAAGAUCCUACGGAGCUUGAAAUCCGAAUGGCGAUCCAAGGCCGAUGCCAUCUAUGAAUCAAUCGGCACAUCAAAUGUCACCAUCGAUGGCCUAAGAGGGACGGUCCAAAGUGAAGAAAUCCGGAAGUCAGGGGGAACCAGCGAUGGGUGGGUUAUACCAUCGCUGGGAGGGAAGCUUCUUGCUUUCAAAACUCCUCUUCCCAUCGAUGGGAACUUCCUCCCAUCGAUGGGUUAUUGACUCUAUUAAAAAAAAAUGGUUAACAGAUUU
Molecule: messenger RNA, 2004 nt
Organism: Cuscuta campestris
Lineage: Eukaryota; Viridiplantae; Streptophyta; Magnoliopsida; Solanales; Convolvulaceae
Source: the annotation of a GenBank genome assembly